GAAGGCAUCCACCUUCGACGAGUUGUCCUCGAGCUCUGUCCUCUUGGCCAUCAGCUGAUUCAACUCCGUCUCACAGCUCGCUACAAUCUCGCACAAGCAGUUGAAGCACAUUUUGAUCAGCACGGCAACAUCGAUGAUGCAUACAACUUCGUCGUGAAGCCAUGUCUCUGAGCCCCGAGGGACAUGCUGACCGUCAUAUCUGAACAACUUGGUUGUCUCACUCGCAUUCCGCUUCGAUCACCAAGGAAACUUAAUGACCUUAAUGAUGCCAUCUCUUUUUAUGAAGAAUCCCUGCACCUGUGCCCUAUUGAGGACGAAUCUCGUGAUUCCUCAUUAGACAACUUAGGGAGCGCCCUUGUCGCCCGCUUUACCAAACGUCGCAAUGUUGUAGACCUCACUCGAGCUAUCACCCUCCAUCGCGAGGCACUGUCAUUGCGUCUAGCUGGGCAUCCACUUCGUGACAACGCUCUUAACCACCUUGCCCUCGCGCUCCAACAGGAACAUGGCAUAUCACAUGCCAGCGAGGACCUUAAUGAGACCAUCAAUUUAUAUCACUAAAGUCUCCGGUCAACGCAGCUUGAUCCAGAGCGCUAUGUGACUCUUCAAAAUAUGAGUUCAGCGUUCAGCUCUCGUUUCAUGCAGACUCGGGAUAAUGAAGAUGUCGAGGAGGCCAUUACUCUUUGCCAAGAGUCAUUGGCAGCUCUGUCUUCACUUCACCCGGACAGGUAUU
This is a messenger RNA of Suillus fuscotomentosus, 730 nucleotides long. RefSeq lists its product as uncharacterized. NCBI's taxonomy places the organism in Eukaryota, Fungi, Basidiomycota, Agaricomycetes, Boletales, Suillaceae. Gene Ontology annotation, molecular function: protein binding. The transcript has a single exon. The record is from RefSeq and is a predicted model, not a curated record. Bases 184 to 558 code for a protein of 124 amino acids.